Messenger RNA from Ogataea angusta, 474 nucleotides. RefSeq lists its product as uncharacterized. The record is from RefSeq and is a predicted model, not a curated record. The transcript has 2 exons. Bases 1 to 474 code for a protein of 157 amino acids. Lineage: Eukaryota; Fungi; Ascomycota; Pichiomycetes; Pichiales; Pichiaceae.
AUGUACAGCCCUGCUAGCGACCUGUUGCGUUUGCGCAGACUUGUGCGAGCCGAAGUAUUAGUUUGCAACCGGACGGCCAAAGAGCAGGCAGUGGCUGUGUUUUGGUAUAUUUCGGGUACAAAGAGCAGGAACACCAGCAUUUUGGGGGCCACAACGGGUCCUGGCGCUGUCCUGCGCCCAGAUGGAGCAGUCAAAACUUGCAGGGACUGCAGAGAAAGAGCCACAUAUGAGAUGAGAGCAGUUCUCCAAAGACAGUGGAGGAAAAAACGGCAAAAUAAAGCCCCAAUUGGGAGCUCAGAGAAUUGGGCCUUGCGCGGUCUGUGUCGAUGCACAAAGGACGAAAGUGAGACACUCUGUUCAGCUGGAGACCGUCGUGUUGCUCCGCAAACUCAAAAAGCCGAUUUUUCUCCUUCCAGGCCAAGUUUGAGCCAUGUUCAGCCCUUCACAGCCGGCACAAAAGCCGGUGCGCCGUGA